Drosophila biarmipes is the source of this 711-nucleotide messenger RNA. RefSeq lists its product as uncharacterized. The record is from RefSeq and is a predicted model, not a curated record. NCBI's taxonomy places the organism in Eukaryota, Metazoa, Arthropoda, Insecta, Diptera, Drosophilidae. The transcript is spliced from 3 exons. Bases 357 to 479 code for a protein of 40 amino acids.
UGGCCACACUCUGCUCGCAAACAGCACCAAAAUCGGACGUUGUCGCGAAAAGUGCAAUUCGGGUUAUUUUUUUGCAAACAAACUGGGAGAGUGACGUGACGGAGGUGUCGGGUGACGAGUGUGUGCGCUGCAUUUGUUUACGAUUCCGCUGGCCAAGGGCGCGAAGAGGAGGAGCGGCGCGGGAGGAGAGCAGGACGCACGCAACGUGCAACACUGUGUGCGUGCGUUUGUUUGUUUGUUUGCGUGCCGAAAAUACAACAAGUGCAAGCAACAACAGCAGCAGCAGCAGCAGCAGCAACAACAACAACGCGGCGACUCCUUGUGGAAGCGAGACAGCAGCAACAACAGGAGCAGGUAUGACGGAGGAAAUAACCGGCGAUUGGAGCUAUUACGUGUAUAUAUCGCUGGCGCUGGUUCCAGUCUAUUUGGCAUUUCGGCUCAUUAAGUCACUGGGCUGGCAGCUCUUCGUCAACAACUGAGCAAACAUCUGAGGCCGAAACUGAAGUUGCAGCCGUCGCCAGGAGAGUCCGUCGAGGAAAAGUCGAACAGCCAAAGCCGUAGAGCCUGAUAUAUAUGUGUAUAUAUUUCGAAAAAAUGCAAUAAAUGGGCAGCGAGGACUAGAAAGCGGCAGAGGAGUGAUAAACCGGGGUCCAGCAGCUGCCAGGAUUGCAGGGAUUGCCAGGAUCGUGUUGUGCUGUGUUGUGUUGGCCG